AAGUAUGUCAACGAGAUCCGGCAUUUGCCAGACAAAAGUUCAAGUUUUCUGACAUACAAAGCCACAAUUGAGUGUAUAGAGAGCUUGUAUGCUCUGCUGAACGACCCCGAAUUCCAAGGAUAUCCAAAGGUUCUGAAAGCAAGGAAACAGCUGAAUGAGUUAAAGACCACAACUGACGAUCCAAACACGGACCAGAUAAGCUAUAUUAUCGCGGAUACUGCAAUCAGAGGCAUUCAAGACAUAAACGACUUGGUAAAUGCUGAAGAAGGCAAAUGGAGUGAGCGAGCAAGUGAGAUCGAGGGUGACAUUGAGAGGCUCGGUGGUGUUUUACUUUCCGGUAAUUGGGUACAAGGAGAUCGCGCCAUCUACGAAAUAAAAGUUGUUUUCAAAAGUUCUCUAGAAACGUUAAGUACAUGUAUAUAUAAUGCAAAGACAAUUCAAGUCGAAACAACCAAAAAAGGCAUUUUUGACCUGAAAGACACAACUGAGUCCGGAAAACAAGAAUUCAUUGAAACAACAAUUGCAAAAGGAAAGGAGAAACUAAAAGAAGCUAUAACGGACGGGAAAUUUGAAGAUAAAACUGCGGAUAAAAAAAAGAACUGUUGCAAUUGACAAAUGUCGGAAAAAAGGAAUAAGUGCAACAAGAGAGCUGAAAACAAGAAAGCUUGAAGAUACAUUUGCGGACCGAGGCGGAGAACUGUUGGAAACGACAAUAGUCGGAAAAAAAAGAAUUAAUUGUAAAAAGCGAAAACGAAACAAGAAAACUAAAAAAAAAUUGCAUAUGAACGGGACGAACUGUUGGAAACAACAAUAGGCGGAAAGACAGAAUUAAUUGUAGCAAGCGAGGUGGACACAAGAAAACUUGAAGAUACUAAUGCGGACGGAAGAACUUGUUCAAACAACAAAAGUCGGGAAAAAGGAUAUAAUUGAAACAAGCGAGAUGGAAACAAGAACACUUGAAGAUACAACUGCAGACGGACGGGAAGAACUGUUGGAAACGACUAUGAGCGGAAGGAAUGAAUUAAUUGUAACAAGCGAGAUGGAAACAAGAAAACUUGAAGAUACAACUGCAGCCGGACGGGACGAACUGUUGGAAACAACUACGAGCGGAAGGAAUGAAUUAAUUGUAACAAGCGAGAUGGAAACAAGAAAACUUGAAGAUACAACUGCAGCCGGACGGGACGAACUGUUGGAAACAACUACGAGCGGAAGGAAUGAAUUAAUUGUAACAAGCGAGAUGGAAACAAGAAAACUUGAAGAUAUAACUGCAGCCGGACGGGACGAACUGUUAGAAACAACUACGAGCGGAAGGAAUGAAUUAAUUGUAGCAAGCGAGAUGGAAACAAGAAAACUUGUAGAUACAACUGCAGCCGGACGGGACGAACUGUUUGAAACAACUAUGACCGGAAGGAAUAAAUUAAUUGUAACAAGCGAGAUGGAAACAAGAAAACUUAAAGAUACAACUGCAGACGGACUGGAAGAACUGUUUGACACAACUAUGAGCGGAAGGAAUAAAUUAAUUGUAACAAGCGAGAUGGAAACAAGAAAACUUGAAGAUAUAACUGCAGCCGGACGGGACGAACUGUUAGAAACAACUACGAGCGGAAGGAAUGAAUUAAUUGUAGCAAGCGAGAUGGAAACAAGAAAACUUGUAGAUACAACUGCAGCCGGACGGGACGAACUGUUUGAAACAACUAUGACCGGAAGGAAUAAAUUAAUUGUAACAAGCGAGAUGGAAACAAGAAAACUUAAAGAUACAACUGCAGACGGACUGGAAGAACUGUUUGACACAACUAUGAGCGGAAGGAAUAAAUUAAUUGUAACAAGCGAGAUGGAAACAAGAAAACUUGUAGAUUCAACUGCGGACGGAAGAAAAGAACUGUUACAAACCACAAAAGUCGUGAAAAAAGAAAUAAUUGAAAAAGGCGCGGUGGAAGCAAGAAAACAUAAAGAUACAACUGCAGACGGACGGGAAGAACUGUUGGAAACAACUAUGAGCGGAAGGAAUGAAUUAAUUUUUACAAGCGAGAUGGAAAAAAGUAAACUGGAAGAUACAACUGCAGACGGAAACGAAAAACUGCUACAAACGACAAUGGUCGGAAAAAAAGAAUUAAUUGUAACAAGCGAGAUUGAAACAAGAAUACUUGAAGAUACAACUGCAGCCGGACGGGACGAACUGUUGGAAACAACUACGAGCGGAAGGAAUGAAUUAAUUGUAACAAGCGAGAUGGAAACAAGAAAACUUGAAGAUACAACUGCAGCCGGACGGGACGAACUGUUGGAAACAACUACGAGCGGAAGGAAUGAAUUAAUUGUAACAAGCGAGAUGGAAACAAGAAAACUUGAAGAUACAACUGCAGCCGGACGGGACGAACUGUUGGAAACAACUACGAGCGGAAGGAAUGAAUUAAUUGUAACAAGCGAGAUGGAAACAAGAAAACUUGAAGAUACAACUGCAGCCGGACGGGAAGAACUGUUGGAAACGACUAUGAGCGGAAGGAAUGAAUUAAUUGUAACAAGCGAGAUGGAAAAAAGAAAACUUGAAGAUACAACUGCAGCCGGACGGGACGAACUGUUGGACACAACUAUGACCGGAAGGAAUGAAUUAAUUGUAGCAAGCGAGAUGGAAACAAGAAAACUUGAAGAUACAACUGCAGCCGGACGGGACGAACUGUUGGAAACAACUAUGAGCGGAAGGAAUAAAUUAAUUGUAGCAAGCGAGAUGGAAACAAGAAAACUUGUAGAUACAACUGCAGCCGGACGGGACGAACUGUUGGAAACAACUAUGACCGGAAGGAAUGAAUUAAUUGUAACAAGCGAGAUGGAAACAAGAAAACUUAAAGAUACAACUGCAGCCGGACGGGAAGAACUGUUGGACACAACUAUGAGCGGAAGGAAUAAAUUAAUUGUAACAAGCGAGAUGGAAACAAGAAAACUUGUAGAUUCAACUGCGGACGGAAGAAAAGAACUGUUACAAACCACAAAAGUCGUGAAAAAAGAAAUAAUUGAAAAAGGCGCGGUGGAAGCAAGAAAACUUGAAGAUGUUUUUGAGAAAGGAAAACUCGAAAUAGACAUAAUAAUUGAAAAUCAAAGACCCAAAAUUGAAAAGAGUGCAGAAAACAUGGCGAAAGCAAAGUCAGGCUUAAAGGCACAGCUAAUCGAGCACUAUAAACCAUAUACAAGCCAUUUGACCGUUCGGCUCGACAUUGACGAAACCAUUGAAAAUAUUUACGAAAACCCAAGACUUACCUUAAUUAAAAUCGAAAAUGGCAAGACAACUGAGGCAGAUAUUUCUGAAGUAAGCCAAUUAUUUUCGACAAGUGAUGGCACAAUUGCUAAAAAGAUCAUCAUCGAGGGUGAACCUGGAAAAGGCAAAUCCUCACUGUGUAAAAAGAUCGUGCAUGACUGGUGUAAAGUAAAUGAGAAUGUUGAGAAGGAGCCGGUCGCAUCAAAUGUACGACAGUUUGAAUUCCUUUUCUAUAUCAUACUUCGCGAAGUUCAAACUGAAAGUGAAAUUAAAAACAUGAUAGUCCAACAUAUACUAAAGAAGAUUGAUUCAGACUAUGAAAAUGAGCACUCGCUGCUGGGAGAAAUUUUAAAAUCAGAGCACUGUCUUCUCCUGCUUGAUGGUUUGGACGAAUGGCAGGGUCAAAUGCCUCAUGUUGAAACAUGUUGGAGAAACUGCACAACAUUAAUCACAACACGGCCGUACAAAUUGGCUGUACUAAAGGUGAGUCCAACGCAGAUUGGUAAACAUGUCAAAUUAGAUGGAGUAAAGAAUCCGGACAAACUUGUUUGGAGUGUCAUUCGGAAGUUAGAGACGAUCCAUGAAGCAAACAAAGACCCCGAGUCCUGCAUCCAGGAAUUAAAAGACAAAAAGCUGUGGCAUUUUAGCGAAAAUCCCGUCGUACUCGUUCAUAUUGUUUGGCUCUGGCAAAGGAGUAAGUUAAGAAAAAACAUGUCUCGUUCUACUCUUUACCAGAAAAUCUUUGAUGAAAGAUGGCAUGAAAUGCGUGACAAAAAAGAGACGGAUAUAGAUCCACAAAAGUUAUUUGGUGUACUGAGCGAGAUAGCAUUUGAAAAACUGCUUUCUAAAAAUGAAGAUGAAUCCCUGGUGUUUAACAUCAAGGGGAAACAGCUUGAGAAAUUUAAGCAGUAUAAAGAUACAUCGCUAGAAUCCGGUAUCAUGUCUGCCAGCAAUGUGCCUGGAGAACGCUUUCCCCAGUAUCAAUUUCUUCACAAAACAUUCCAAGAAUACCUUGCAGCUGUGUUUCUGUCAAAACGCGGUUCGGAAUUGUCCUCAUCAUGCAAGAUUGUGAAGGACAUACACUCCAAUCAUAGGAAGGAAAGUGUAUUUGCUUUAGAACAGGUAUUCCUUUUUCUGUGCGGUUUAAGUCCAGUAGCAGCCGAAGAGUUUUCGAAAACACUCAAUGAGCUGUUUACUGAGAAUUGUGAAAACAUAGGUAAAAUUAGGGAAUACCCGUCAUUCCAGGACAUGAUUUUUCGAGGCUAUGCUGAGGCAGAGAAAAACGAACAUGUCGGGGCGGAGUUAUGCUUGCAGCACGUCGAGCUUGAAAGAUUUAAUACGCUCACAAUAAAUCAAGAAUCAAUGUUUAAACUGUGCUUGGAUGACAGAAAAUCCAGUCUCGUAUCAUUUAGAAAUGAUGGAAAAAACGACCUAUCGUUUACUCUGCAGAACAAAGACGAUCCAACUGUUUUAGAUUUAGUGGGUUUCAAGAAUCUAAAGUUUGUUGUGCUAAAAAACUUUCCAUUUGAAGAUAUCAACUUGAAUUUGAAUGGGUUAUUUCAAUGCCAAAUACAAUUCAACGUCUACGGACAAGUAAAAGCAAGUAAACUGAAAUCUUCAUUACAAUGCUCAGAUCUAAGUUGUUUGAAAACGCUCGUACUGGAAAAUGUCGGUUUUGAAUGUGAAGCCAUGGAUAUAUUGUCAAAGAUUAAAAAUGUCGAACGGCUAGACCUCAGCUGGAGCAAAUCGAGUCGACAAAAUGAUUCACAAUCUGACCCUGUGGACCUUAGACAUCUCAAAUACCUCAAGAACCUCGCGUUUAGAGAACAUCCAUUCUCUGACGUUGUUAAUCUACAACUGCAAAAACUGAAGCGGUUAAAUAUCAGGUUCAGGACACAACAACGAGCACCAAAGUUGAUGGCAGCAUUACUACAAGGUGACGACACAAUCACAACAGUUCCGAAUGCGCCACACUUUUUCCUCGAAGAGCUUCAGCUGAAGAACGUUCGUUUGUCAGCAAAAGUGUUCAUGCGUCGCGUUAGUGUUGCGUUACAGUCGGGACAUUCUGUUCACUUUACGUUAGAAGAGUGGUGUACAAUAGAGGAGGACAUAACGCAAGAGCAAGAGGAGAUGGGAAACCAGCCCGCCCUCCAGGUGGUGAUUCCACAGGCCGCCUCAACUGACUAUCAAACACAAAUUAAAUUAUUUGGCAUGACAGUGUCAGCAAAAGUGUUAAGGCGUCUCGUUAGUGUUGCGUUACAGUCGGGACAUUCUGUUGAGUUUACGUCACAAAAGUGUACAAUAGAGGAGGACAUAACGCAAGAGCAAGAGGAGAUGGGAAACCAGCCCGCCCUCCAGGUGGUGAUUCCACAGGCCGCCUCAACUGACUAUCAAACAAGCAUUUUAUUUAUGUGCAUAACAGUGUCAGCAAAAGUGUUUAGGCGUCUCGUUAGUGUUGUGUUACAGUCGGGACAUUAUGUUGACUUUACGUUAUCGGAAUGUACAAUAGGGGAGGACAUAACGCAAGAGCAAGAGGAGAUGGGAAACCAGCCCGCCCUCCAGGUGGUGAUUCCACAGGCCGCCUCAACUGACUAUAAAACAAGCAUUGGAUUAGGCGAAAUGACAGUGUCAGCAAAAUGGCUCAGACGUCUUGUUAGUGUUGCGUUACAGUCGAGACAUUCUGUUCACUUUACGUUAGAAGAGUGGUGUACAAUAGAUGAGGACAUAACGCAAGAGCAAGAGGAGAUGGGAAACCAGCCCGCCCUCCAGGUGGUGAUUCCACAGGCCGCCUCAACUGACUAUAAAACAAGCAUUACAUUGAUGUACAUGACAGUGUCAGCAAAAGUGUUCAGACGUCUCGUUAGUGUUGCGUUACAGUCGGGACAUUCUGUUCACUUUACGUUAGAAGAGUGGUGUACAAUAGAUGAGGACAUAACGCAAGAGCAAGAGGAGAUGGGAAACCAGCCCGCCCUCCAGGUGGUGAUUCCACAGGCCGCCUCAACUGACUAUAAAACAAGCAUUACAUUGAGGCGCAUGACUGUGUCAGCAAAAGUGCUCAGACGUCUCGUUAGAAUUGUGAUACAGUCGAGACAUACUUUGGAAUGCCAGUUAAAGCACUGUACGAUAAAGCCGGAAGAUGAGGUGAAUCAGCUUCAGGUGGAGAUGGAGAACCAGUCCGCCAUGCAAGUGAUUGAGUUCAGCAGGCGUGAAACUGGCUGGUACAUUACCAGCAGGCGUAAAUCUGGCUGGUACAUUACGUUUAAAGCCAAUGUUUAAAGGUCAUCAGACUGCACCGAGAAACGUGUUUUGAUACGAAUAUGCAUCAAUCUAUAUGGAUAAUAUAUAGGUAUUCAGAUCAUCUUAUAUUGAUUUACAGGCGUCAGCGAACAAUAGAUGUUUGUGUCAGUGGUUAGCUGGCAUCAGUUAACAGUAGAUGUUUGUGUUAGUAGUAAACUGGUAUCAGUGAAUAAAAGAUGUUUGUGUCGGUGGUUAACUUGCAUAAGUGAAUACUAGAUGUUUGUGUCAGUGGCUAGCUGGCAUCAGUGAAUAAAAGAUGUUUGUGUCAGUGGCUAACUUGAAUCAGUGAACAAUAGAUGUUUGUGUCGGUAUCAGUGAAUACUACAUGUUUGUGUCAGUGGUUAACUGGCAUCAGUGAACACUACAUGUUUGUGUCAGUGGUUAACUGGCAUCAGUGAACACUAGAUGUUUGUGUCAGUGGCUAACUUGAAUCAGUGAACAAUAGAUGUUUGUGUCAGUGGUAAGCUGGCAUCGGUGAAUACUAGAUGUUUGUGUCAGUGGCUAACUUGAAUCAGUGAACACUAGAUGUUUGUGUCGGUGGUUAACUGGCAUCAGUGAACACUAGAUGUUUGUGUCAGUGGUUAACUGGCAUCAGUGAACAAUAGAUGUUUGUGUCGGUGGUUAACUGGCAUCAGUGAACAAUAGAUGUUUGUGUCAGUGGUUAACUGGCAUCAGUGAACACUACAUGUUUGUGUCAGUGGUUAACUGGCAUCAGUGAACACUAGAUGUUUGUGUCAGUGGUUAACUGGCAUCAGUGAACACUACAUGUUUGUGUCAGUGGUUAACUGGCAUCAGUGAAUACUACAUGUUUGUGUCAGUGGUUAACUGGCAUCAGUGAAUACUACAUGUUUGUGUCAGUGGUUAACUGGCAUCAGUGAAUACUACAUGUUUGUGUCAGUGGUUAACUGGCAUCAGUGAAUACUAGAUGUUUGUGUCAGUGGUUAACUGGCAUCAGUGAAUACUAGAUGUUUGUGUCAGUGGUUAACUGGCAUCAGUGAAUACUACAUGUUUGUGUCAGUGGUUAACUGGCAUCAGUGAAUACUACAUGUUUGUGUCAGUGGUUAACUGGCAUCAGUGAAUACUAGAUGUUUGUGUCGGUGGUUAACUGGCAUCAGUGAACAAUAGAUGUUUGUGUCGGUGGUUAACUGGCAUCAGUGAACAAUAGAUGUUUGUGUCGGUGGUUAACUGGCAUCAGUGAACAAUAGAUGUUUGUGUCGGGGGUUAACUGGCAUCAGUGAACACUAGAUGUUUGUGUCAGUGGCUAACUUGAAUCAGUGAAUACUAGAUGUUUGUGUCAGUGGUUAACUGGCAUCAGUGAACACUAGAUGUUUGUGUCAGUGGCUAACUUGAAUCAGUGAACACUAGAUGUUUGUGUCGGGGGUUAACUGGCAUCAGUGAACACUAGAUGUUUGUGUCAGUGGAUAGCUGGCAUCAGUAAACAAUAGAUGGAUGUUUCAGAGGUUAACUAGCAUCAGCGAACACUAGAUGUUUGUUUCAGUGGUUAACUGGAAUCAAAGAACAAUAAAUUUGUUUCAGAGGUAAACUAACAUCGUCAAACAAUGUAUGUUUGUUUUAGUAGUUAAUUCGCAUCAGCGAAUGAUAAUAUAUUUGUGUCAAUGGCGUGUAUGUUUUAGUUUCAACUAAAGCUUGGUUUCAUUUUUCAACAUCUAACAUUAAACAUAUUGCAAACAAAUACAAGAAGCUUAAUGUUUUAAGUAAUAUCCUUUAAGGCAUGUAUACCUACUUCUUCAAGAUUUACACCAAUCAAUUGACAUUCUAGUUUUGUUUUUUGAAAUUGGCGUUUUUAUCAUGAUUUAUUUCGAAAUGUCGGAAUGUAUGUGUGUUGUUUAAAUUUAUUUUCAUAAUGUUUAGUGUUAAUGUUAAAAGAUUUAUGUACAUUAUGAUUAGUUAUCUAAACAUUAAUAUUUCUAAAAGAACACCGUGGUAUUUAGCUUGUUGUUGUACAUUUGUUAAUAAUUAACAAAAUAGAUAUCCUUAUGUUUGUAUUAGUUUAUGCCAAUAUUAUCGCCAAUAUAAUUAGUACACUUUGUUUACAUACGGCUCCUUAUAUAUAUUAUGAUUAUAUAACGAAACAUUUAAAGAGCUUUUGAUCAAUUUCAAAGGAAUGGUAAAUGCUGGGCUAAAUGAGCAAUACAAAUGUUGUAAUAAGUCUGACUGUUGCAAUGUCGUCAUGGAUGUUUCGGAGAUGAUAUUAUGAUGUAAAUAGCGCACAUCUUGUAAUUUCCGCAAGGACCUGGAUUAGCGUGGAUGUUACAAUGUUUAUCAAUGAAAUGAAAUACCCGUAUGUUGUAUGUAGAAAUGGUCGUAGAUUAUCGUGGAUGUUAUGUACUUUUUCUAUGUUAUGAAUGACGCGCACGUUGUACGUAGACAUGGUCGUAGAUUAUCGUGGAAGGUACGUACUUUUUCUAUGUUUUAAAUGACGCGCAUGUCGUACGUAGACAUGGUAGUAGAUUAUCGUGGGUGUUACGUACUUUUUAAAUGUUUUGAAUGACGCGCAUGUUGUACGUAGACAUGGUCGUAGAUUAUCGUGGAAGGUACGUACUUUUUCUAUGUUUUAAAUGACGCGCAUGUCGUACGUAGACAUGGUAGUAGAUUAUCGUGGGUGUUACGUACUUUUUAAAUGUUUUGAAUGACGCGCAUGUUGUACGUAGACAUGGUCGUAGAUUAUCGUGGAAGGUACGUACUUUUUCUAUGUUUUAAAUGACGCGCAUGUCGUACGUAGACAUGGUAGUAGAUUAUCGUGGGUGUUACGUACUUUUUCUAUGUUUUGAAUAACGCGCAUGUCGUACGUAGACAUGGUCGUAGAUUAUCGUGGAUGUUACGUUCUUUUUCUGUGUUUUGAAUGACGCGCAUGUCGUACGUGGACAUGGUAGUAGAUUAUCGUGGAAGUUACGUACUUUUUUAAAUGUUUUUAAUGACGCGCAUGUUGUACGUAGACAUGGUCGUAGAUUAUCGUGGAUGUUACGUACUUUUUCUAUGUUUUGAAUGACGCGCAUGUUGUACGUAGACAUGGUCGUAGAUAAUCGUGGAUGUUACGUACUUUUUCUAUGUUUUGAAUGACGCGCAUGUUGUACGUAGAUAUGGUAGUAGAUUAUCGUGGGUGUUACGUACUUUUUCUAUGUUUUGAAUGACGCGCAUGUUGUACGUAGACAUGGUCGAUGUUGUAAAGUAGUUUAUCUAUGUUAUGAAUGACAUGGAUUAGCGUGAAUGUUAAGUAGUUAAUCUAUGUUUUGCAUAACGCGCCUGUUGUAUGUAGGUAAGUCGUGGACAAGAGUGGAUGUUAAGUAGUUUAUUUAUGUUAUGAAUGACAUGGAUUAGCGUGAGUGUUAAGUAGUUUAUCUAUGUUAUGAAUGACGCGCCUGUUGUAUGGAGGUAGGUCGUGGACAAGCGUGGAUGUUAAGUAGUUUAUCUAUUUUGUAAUAAUGCGCUUGUUGUAUGUAAGCAUGGCCGUUGAUUAUCGUUGAUGUUAUGUAGUUUAUUUAUGUGUUGAAUGACGUUGAUUAUCGUUGAUGUUAUGUAGUUUAACUAUGUGUUGAAUGACGUUGAUUAUCGUUGAUGUUAUAUAGUUUAUCUAUGUGUUGAAUGACGUUGAUUAUCAUUGAUGUUAUGUUGUUUAUCUAUGUGUUGAAUGACGUUGAUUAUCGUUGAUGUUAUAUAGUUUAUCUAUGUGUUGAAUGACGUUGAUUAUCAUUGAUGUUAUGUAGUUUAUCUAUGUGUUGAAUGACGUUGAUUAUCAUUGAUGUUAUGUAGUUUAUCUAUGUGUUGAAUGACGUUAAUUAUCGUUGAUGUUAUGUAGUUUAACUAUGUGUUGAAUGACGUUGAUUAUCGUUGAUGUUAUGUAGUUUAUCUAUGUGUUGAAUGACGUUGAUUAUCGUUGAUGUUAUGUAGUUUAACUAUGUGUUGAAUGACGUUGAUUAUCGUUAUGUUAUAUAGUUUAUCUAUGUGUUGAAUGACGUUGAUUAUCGUUGAUGUUAUGUAGUUUAUCUAUGUGUUGAAUGACGCGCAUGUCGUUCGUUUUUCAUUUAAUCAUUUGAAUAUUGCAACCAUCUGCCCUAUUUACAAAAUAUAAUCCCGUUUUGUGGUCAACUGAUGGUUUGCAAGAAUUAUCGUGAAUAUCUAGGUUUGGAUGACGCGUAUGUUUGAGACAUGGUCAAGUAUCAUCGUGGACGGUAAGUAGAUUAUUUUUGUUGAUAAUGACGCGUAUGUUGUAUGUAUGCAUGGUCGUGGAUUAUCGUGGAUGUUAACUAGUUUAUUUAUGUUGUGAAUGACGCGUAUGUAGUAUGUAGGCAUGGUCGUGGAUUAAUGUGGAUGUUAACUAGUUUAUUUAUGUUGUGAAUGACGCGGAUGUUGUCUGUAGGAAUGGUUGUGAAUUAGCGUGGAUGUUAACUAGUUUAUUUAUUUUGUGAAGGACGCGUAUGUUGUAUGUAGGCAUGGUCGUGGAUUAUCGUGGAUGUUAACUAGUUUAUUUUUAUUGUGAAUGACGCGUUUGUUGUUUGUAGGCAUAGACGUGAAUACUUCUGGGUGUUAGGUAGUUUAUUUAUGUUGUGAAUGACGCGGAUGUUAUCUGUAGGCAUGGUCGUGAAUUAGCGUGGAUGUUAACUAGUUUAUUUAUGUUGUGAAGGACGCGUAUGUUGUAUAUAGGCAUGGUCGUGGAUUAUCGUGGAUGUUAACUAGUUUUUUUUAUUGUGAAUGACGCGUUUGUUGUUUGUAGGCAUAGACGUGAAUACUCCUGGGUGUUAGAUAGUUUAUUUAUUUUGUGAAUGACGCGGAUGUUAUCUGUAGGCAUGGUCGUGAAUUAGCGUGGAUAUAAACUAGUUUAUUUAUGUUGUGAAUGACGGGUAUGUUGUCUGUAGGCAUGGUCGUGGAUUAUCGUGGAUGUUAACUAGUUUAUUUAUGUUGUGAAUGGCGGCUAUGUUGUCUGUAGGAAUGGUCGUGAAUUAGCGUGGAUGUUAGCUAGUUUAUAUAUGUUGUGAAUGACGGGUAUGUUGUCUGUAGGCAUGGUCGUGGAUUAUCGUGGAUGUUAACUAGUUAAUAUGUGUUAUGGAUGACUCGCAUUCUGUAUGUAGACAUGGUCGUGGAUUUUCUGGGUGUUAGGUAGUUUACAUGUCUUGUGAAUGACUCGGAUGUUGUUUGAUGUUUCGUUUAAUGAAUUGGAUAUGCAGCAUUCUGCCAUUUUUACAUUGCUUUUGAUUGAUUGCUUGCAUAGAUUAUAAUGGAUAUUGCACGGUGAGCGUUGGUAUAUCGUAGGUGUUGUGAAGUGUACAUUUUGUUGUAAAUGACCUACAUGUCGAGAGUCUUUUCAAGUUUUGAGGAAGAUGAUAUUUAUCAUUUGUAAUGAGUACUGUAUAUCGGGGAUUUUGCAUCUACUGAACUACACGAAUGAUGAAUGCACUAUACACGAAUGCAUGUAUUUCAGUAUGAUGUAAACGAUUCAAAUAUAAGAUUAUUUCUGAAUGUUAGUUAUAGUUCAACUAAAUACUUACAUGUACACUUUGUUUAUGGCUUAUAGAUUGUAACGUAAAGAUGCACCAUUGAUUGUUUUUUGUAUUUUGUCUGAUGUUCCAGUACUAUACAUUGUAUAUACUAUGCGAUUAGUAUAUACUAUACUGUAGAGAGCUUGUAUUCUUUUAGCAUAAUUAUGAUUGGUUUCAAUUUGUUUAUUUGAGGUGUUUAAUUUUGUUUUAUGUUUAAAAUACAUGUACUUUGUCAUUUAAUUGACUGAUUUUUCUUGUAUUUGCUUCAUAAUGCCUGUAUUUAGCUUGAAAAUGCAUGUAUUUACUUCGAUAAUGCAUAUAUUUACCAUGAUAAUGCGUGUAUUUACAUUGAUAAUGCAUGUAUUUACCUUGAUAAUGCAUGUAUUUACCAUGACGAUGCAUGUAUUUACAUUGAUAAUGCAUGUAUUUACCUUAAUUAUGCAUGUAUUUACCUUGAUAAUGACUGUGUUUAACUUGAUAAUGUAAGUAUUUCCCUUGAUAAUGCAUGUAUUUCCCUUGAUAAUGAUUAUGUUAAUAUUGAUAAUGCCUGUGUUUACCUUAAUAAUGACAGUAUUUCCCUUGAUAUUGCAAGUGUUUACCUUGAUAAUGCAUGUAUUUCCCUUGAUAAUGCAUGUAUUUCCCUUGAUAAUGCAUGUGUUUACAUUCAUAAUGCCUGUAUUUAUCUUGAUAAUGCAUGUAUUUAUCUUGAUAAGGCAUGUAUUUACCAUGUAAUGCAGCUAUUUACCUUGAUAAUGCAUGUAUUUAUCUUGAUAAUGCAUGUAUUUUUCUUGAUAAUGUCUGUAUUUAACUUGAUAUUGCAUGUAUUUAGUUUGAUAAUGCAAGUAUUUACCAUACUGAUGCAUGUGUUUACCUUGAUAAUGCAAGUAUUUAUCUUGAUAAUGCAUGUAUUUACCUUGAUAAUGCCUGUUUUUUACCUUGAUAUUGCAUGUAUUUUUCUUGAUAAUGCAUGUAUUUACCUUGAUAAUGCAUGUAUUUACCUUGAUAAUGCAUGCAUUAUGGAUAUGUGCUCCAUGAUAAUGGACUGGUUGUGUUAUUACCCAAUAAUUAACUAGAUAUGAGUAUAAAUGUUGAUGCGUGGUUACGUUUGUGCAAAUUUUACCAAUUUAUUUGGUUUUGCGUGUUGCUAAUGGAAGUAGAAAUUUAUCAACCAAAAUACUAUGUAGGUUGUUGGUUAUUAUGACUUGUUUUUCUUUAUAUUACUCUUUAAACACCUUAAGGUAUUUGAUUUGUUUCUAAUUUUGUACUCUACUCAGAUACUGUUGAAUCACUAGGAUCCAAUAUUACGAAACUGAUUAAGUCAAAACUCAAUUUCAUCACAAUCUACAACAUAAAAGCAGACCUUUUACUCAUUCAAUGUAUUGAUACAAAGAUUGUGUCGAUAGCUCAGAGGAAACAAAAUCCAGAGCAAAUAAUAUACUUGAGUAAUUGUUGAAACGGUUAAAAACAAUGAAACUCAAAUUCAUAUUUGUCAGUAGAAUAUUUUGCCCUUGGAAUCUUGACCAAAAGCGUUUAUCAACAUAUUCUAUGAUAGAAUACACUUGUAAAAACAUAAAUGAUUUUUAAUACUGUUUGAUAAUGUAUAAUGCUAUGUGGUAUAAUGAGUUGAGACUGAGAUUGAGAUUUGACUUGAGUAUUUUCGUUAUUUAUAUCACAAUUCACAUAAUUAUAAAGAGGAUAUUUUAAAUAUAGACAAUGUUUUGAAAUGAUAAGUUGGUUGUUAAAGACCUGCACGUAACGUUGCAACUUUAAAUAUUGUUAUGCAUUAACAUUUAUUUGUGUCAGAACAAUUUCUUGUAAAUGAUAUAUUUUUAAAUGGAUAUUCAGAACUUAUACUUAAAGUAUAUAAUUCUCUAAAAUUUAUAUGUAAGUUAUUGAAACAGAAGAUACGCUUCAGAAAGAAGCAAAAGAUAAUAUUUAAAGUUGAUGCGAUAUAUGGUGGGUUUUUUUGUUGUGUUUUAAUAAAUGUCAAUAAAGGUAUGCAUGAUGUUAUUGAAAACUAAAUAAUAAUAAUUUGUACGUAUGAAAUAAAGGUAUGA
Molecule: messenger RNA, 14096 nt
Organism: Mya arenaria
Lineage: Eukaryota; Metazoa; Mollusca; Bivalvia; Myida; Myidae
Exons: 5
Coding region: 875-6523 (1882 amino acids)
Source: RefSeq, a predicted model, not a curated record